AUGGGUGCCGCGCUCUUGGCUUCUUGGCCAUGGGACAACCUCGGCUUCUACAAGUACCUUCUGUACGGCCCGCUGGUGGGCAAGGCGGUGGCGUCACGGGCGUGGGAGGCGGCGAGCCCCGACCGCUGGAUCCUCCUCCUGCUCCUCCUCUUCGGCCUCCGCGCCCUCACCUACCAGCUCUGGAGCUCCUACAGCAACAUGCUCUUCGCCACGCGCCGCCGCCGCGUCGUCCGCGACGGCGUCGACUUCCACCAGAUCGACAAGGAGUGGGACUGGGACAACUUCCUGAUCCUGCACGCCCUGAUGGCGGCCACGGCGCUGUACGCGUUCCCGUCGCUGCGCCACCUCCCGCUCUGGCCGGACGCCCGGGGCCUCGCCGUCGCGGUCCUCGUCCACGCCUCGGCCACCGAGCCCCUGGCCUACGCGGCGCACAGGGCGUUCCACGGCGCCAUCGGCGGCCGCCUCUACUCCCGGUACCACUCGCUGCACCACUCCACCAGGGUGCCGCAGCCGUUCACGGCCGGCCUCGCCACGCCGCUGGAGCACAUGGUGCUGGGCGCGCUCAUGGCGCUGCCCCUCGCGGCCGCGUGCGCGGCCGGGUGCGGCUCCGUCGCGCUCGCCUUCGCCUACGUGCUCGGCUUCGACUUCCUCCGCGCCAUGGGACACUGCAACGUCGAGGUCAUCCCCAGCUCGCUCUUCCAGGCGUUCCCGGUCCUCAGAUACCUCAUCUACACCCCGACGUACCACGCGAUCCACCACACCAAGAAGGAGGCCAAUUUCUGUCUCUUCAUGCCGCUGUUUGAUCGGCUGGGUGGCACCAUCGACCCGCAGUCGUGGGACAUGCACAAGAAGAUGAGCGCAGGUGUGGACGAGGUGCCGGACUUCGUGUUCCUGGCGCACGUGGUGGACGUGAUGCAGUCGCUGCACGUGCCCUUCGUCCUGCGGACCUUCGCCUCCACGCCAUUCUCCGUGCAGCUCUUCCUGCUGCCCAUGUGGCCCUUCGCCUUCCUCGUCAUGCUCGCCAUGUGGGUCUGGUCCAAGACCUUCGUCAUCUCCUGCUACAACCUCCGCGGACGGCUGCACCAGAUUUGGGCCGUCCCCAGAUACGGCUUCCAGUACUUCUUGCCGUUUGCCAAGGACGGCAUCAACAAGCAGAUCGAGCUCGCCAUCCUCAGGGCCGACAAGAUGGGCGUCAAGGUCCUCAGCCUUGCAGCCCUAAACAAGAACGAGGCGCUGAACGGCGGCGGCACGCUGUUCGUGAACAAGCACCCGGACCUUCGCGUGCGCGUCGUCCACGGCAACACGCUGACGGCGGCGGUGAUCCUGAACGAGAUCCCCAAGGGCACGGCGGAGGUGUUCAUGACGGGCGCCACGUCCAAGCUCGGCAGGGCCAUCGCGCUGUACCUGUGCAAGAAGAGGGUCCGCGUCAUGAUGAUGACCCUGUCGACGGAGCGGUUCCAGAAGAUCCAGAAGGAGGCGCCGGCGGAGUUCCAGCAGUACCUGGUGCAGGUGACCAAGUACCGGUCCGCGCAGCACUGCAGGACGUGGAUCGUCGGCAAGUGGCUGUCGCCGCGGGAGCAGCGGUGGGCGCCGCCAGGCACGCACUUCCACCAGUUCGUCGUGCCGCCCAUCAUCGGCUUCCGCCGGGACUGCACCUACGGCAAGCUCGCCGCCAUGCGCCUCCCCAAGGACGUGCAGGGCCUGGGCGCCUGCGAGUACUCGCUGGAGCGCGGGGUGGUGCACGCGUGCCACGCCGGCGGCGUCGUCCACUUCCUCGAGGGCUACACGCACCACGAGGUGGGCGCAAUCGACGUCGACCGCAUCGACGUCGUCUGGGAGGCCGCUUUCAAGCACGGACUCCGGCCCGCAUGA
Miscanthus lutarioriparius is the source of this 1872-nucleotide messenger RNA. NCBI's taxonomy places the organism in Eukaryota, Viridiplantae, Streptophyta, Magnoliopsida, Poales, Poaceae. The record is from the annotation of a GenBank genome assembly.